This is a messenger RNA of Cicer arietinum (chickpea), 6703 nucleotides long. RefSeq names its product E3 ubiquitin-protein ligase UPL3. Gene Ontology annotation, molecular function: ubiquitin protein ligase activity; protein binding. Gene Ontology annotation, biological process: protein polyubiquitination; proteasome-mediated ubiquitin-dependent protein catabolic process. The record is from RefSeq and is a predicted model, not a curated record. Lineage: Eukaryota; Viridiplantae; Streptophyta; Magnoliopsida; Fabales; Fabaceae.
UCGUUCAUCGAAAGUGACCAAUCCAUCGAACAAAAAUAAAAAAUAAAAAAACACCCAAAGCAAAAGUUGUGAAAGAAAGUUAUUACAUAUAAAAAAGCCUCGUAUGCUUCUGCCCCUUAUUCUUCUUCAUUUUACCCUUUUUCCCUGCCUUAGGGUUUUCCUGCAACAACCCUAUUUCUUCUCAAUUUCAACAUCUUUCUCUUAAUCUGUCACACUUGUCCUCUCAACACGCGCGAUUCCAUCACUUAAAAAAACUUAGGGUUUCGAAUCGGGUAGUUGUUUUAUUGAUUCAUUCAAUUAAACAAAGAUUCGAUCGAUCCGAAGCUGGAAAUGGUUGUUAUUAUAGCGUUUGUGAGAGUGUAAUUAACGCUCCCUGGUGAGCGAGUUGACAAAUUGCAGGGUGGGUUGGUUUUUGUAUGGAAACUCGUAGUCGGAAGCGGGCGGAGGCUUCCUCAGCUGCCCCUUCAUCUUCCUCAUCCGGUCCCACCACUCGUUCCAGUAAACGUGCCCGUCUCUCUUCUUCUUCUACUUCUUCCGCCACCGCAACAGCAACAACCACCGCCGCUACCAUCACCACUCCUAAAAACCGUUCUGCCAACACUCGUUCACGCGCAUCCAAGAACAAGGAACCCUUACCACCUAAAAAUCCUAUUCCCAUGGACUCCAACAAUGAAUCAUCCUCCGGUUCACGCCGUGAUCGCCGUGGCAAGAAUUUGGAUAGGGAUAACUCCGACAAGGGAAAGGAAAAGGAACACGAUGUUAGGAUUAGGGAUAGGGAUGCAGAAAGAGGGAUUUCAUUGAACGUGGAAACUGGUGGUGCUGGAGAUGAGGAUGAUAACGAUAGUGACAGUGGUGUUGGGAUUUUGCAUCCGAAUUUAACAUCUGCAAGUAGUGCACUCCAAGGUCUUCUUCGUAAACUCGGUGCUGGCUUGGAUGAUCUGCUUCCUUCAUCCGGGAUGGGUUCUUCUUCCUCUCAUCAGAGUGGGAGGUUGAAGAAGAUUCUAUUUGGGCUACGUGCAGACGGGGAAGAAGGUAAGCAGGUCGAGGCUUUGACUCAGCUUUGUGAUAUGCUUUCUAUUGGGACUGAGGAAUCGCUUAGUACUUUCUCUGUUGAUUCGUUUGUACCGGUGCUCGUGGGGUUGCUGAAUCACGAGAGCAAUCCUGAUAUCAUGCUUCUAGCAGCAAGGGCGCUAACACAUCUCUGCGACGUGCUGCCUUCAUCUUGUGCUGCUGUUGUGCAUUACGGAGCUGUUUCGAUCUUCUGCGCGAGGUUGCUCACUAUAGAGUAUAUGGACUUGGCUGAGCAGUCCCUCCAAGCUCUAAAGAAGAUAUCUCAGGAACACCCAACUGCCUGCCUACGAGCUGGGGCUCUUAUGGCCGUGCUUUCUUAUUUGGACUUCUUCUCAACAGGAGUUCAGCGUGUUGCAUUAUCUACUGCUGCAAACAUGUGCAAGAAGCUUCCUUCAGAUGCAGCUGACUUUGUGAUGGAAGCUGUUCCUCUUCUGACAAACCUCCUUCAGUACCAUGAUUCCAAGGUCCUGGAGCAUGCCUCUGUUUGUUUGACUCGGAUAGCUGAAGCAUUUGCAUCUUCUUCGGACAAGUUAGAUGAAUUGUGCAAUCAUGGACUGGUAACACAGGCUGCAUCGCUCAUUUCUAACAGUAGUUCUGGAGGUGGACAGGCUUCUCUCAGCACGCCAACAUAUACUGGUUUAAUUCGACUUCUUUCAACCUGUGCAAGUGGUUCCCCUCUUGGAUCUAAAACUUUGCUUCUUCUCGGAAUUAGUGGUAUUCUUAAAGAUAUUCUAUUUGGUUCUGGUGUUUCUUCUAAUGCCUCUGUUUCUCCUGCAUUAAAUAGGCCACCAGAGCAGAUAUUUGAGAUUGUAAACUUGGCAAAUGAGCUUCUUCCCCAAUUGCCACAAGGAACUAUUUCCCUCCCUGUCAGCACCAACUUUGCAAAGGGGCCUGCUGUAAAAAAGUCUCCUGCCGGUAGUUCUGUGAAACAAGAAGACACAAAUGGAAAUGUUCCUGAGAUAUUGGCUCGUGAGAAGCUAUUAAAUGAUCAGCCUGAGCUUCUUAAGCAAUUUGGGUUGGAUCUCCUCCCAGUUUUGUUACAGAUAUAUGGUUCUAGCGUCAAUAUGUCUGUUCGGCACAAAUGUCUUGCAGUAAUUGGAAAGUUGAUGUAUUUCAGCACAGCAGAGAUGAUCCAGUCUUUGUUAAGCGUUACAAAUAUAUCCAGUUUCUUAGCUGGAGUCUUGGCAUCGAAAGAUCCUCAUGUUUUGAUACCUGCCUUGCAAAUUGCUGAAAUUCUUAUGGAAAAGCUUCCUGGGACAUUCUCUAAAAUGUUUAUCAGAGAAGGUGUAGUCCAUGCAGUGGACCAACUUAUUUUGCCAGGAAAUUCAACUAAUGUCUCUACACAAGCAUCUUCUGCAGAGAAGGAUACGGAGUCCAUACCCGGAUCGUCUUCAUCUCGCUCUAGGCGUCAUCGGCGACGCUUUGGCAACUCCAAUCCUGAAGGAAAUCCUUUGGACGAUCUGAAGAGUCCUGUUUCGGUAAGUGUGGGCUCUCCUCCAAGUUCUGUGGAUAAUCCAACAGUAAAUUCAAGUAUCCGGUUAUCUGUUAGCACAGCUGCAAAAACUUUUAAAGAUAAGUACUUUCCAUCGGAUCCCGGGGCUGCUGAAGUGGGUGUUACUGAGGAUCUUUUGCAUCUGAAAAAUCUUUGCAUGAAGUUAAAUGCUGGUGUUGAUGACCAAAGGACUAAUGGUAAGGGGAAAUCUAAAACUUCUGGAUUUGGUCUGGAGGAGCAUUUAAUUGGGAUCAUAUCUGACAUGCUACAGGAACUUGGUAAAGGAGAUGGUGUAUCUACUUUCGAAUUUAUUGGUAGUGGUGUUGUUGCCGCUUUGCUAAAUUAUUUAUCGUGUGGGUACUUCUCUAAAGAUCGACCCUCAGAAACCCACCUGCCCAAGCUUCGCAAACAAGCACUUACAAGGUUUAAAUUGUUUAUAUCUGUUGCACUGCCUGCUACUAUUGACAAUAGGGAUGCAGCUCCUAUGACUGUCUUGGUUCAAAAGCUUCAAAAUGCUCUGUCCUCCAUGGAGCGUUUCCAUGUUUUGCUGAGUCAAUCAUCUAGGUCAUCUGGUGGAAGUGCACGCCUCUCCUCAGGACUAAGUGCAUUAUCCCAGCCAUUCAAAUUGCGUCUUUGUCGAGCCCAGGGGGAAAAGUCACUUAAGGAUUAUUCAUCCAAUGUUGUAUUGAUCGAUCCAUUAGCAAGUUUAGCAGCCAUUGAGGAAUUUCUCUGGCCUCGUAUCCAGCGAAGCGAAUCUGUUCAGAAGGGCACUGCACCAGCUGGGAAUGAAUCUGGGACAAGUCCUGUAGGAACUGGUGUUUCACCUCCUACCUCUACUCCGUCCGCUACCCGUCGUCAUUCUACGAGAUCCAGAUCAUCUGCUAGUAUAGGGGAUACACCCAGAAAAGAAACAACUCAAGAUAAAAGCUUGAGCUCAUCUAAGGGUAAGGGAAAAGCUGUAUUAAAGCCUGCACAAGAGGACGCAAGAGGACCUCAAACCAGGAAUGCUGCACGCAGAAGAGCAGCUCUUGAUAAAGAUGUUCAAAUGAAGCCUGCAAAUGGGGAUUCUACUUCUGAGGAUGAUGAUUUAGAUAUAUCUCCUGUUGAAAUUGAUGAGGCUUUGGUGAUCGAAGAUGAUGAUGAUGAUGAUGAUAUUUCUGACGAUGAAGAUGACGACCAUGAAGACAUGCUGAGGGAUGACUCCCUUCCUGUUUGUGUACCUGACAAAGUACAUGAUGUGAAAUUGGGUGACUCAGCUGAGGAGACUAAUGUUGCUCCUGCAACUAACGAUGGCCAGACUAACACAGCUUCUGGUUCUAGCAGCAAAGUUGCUUCAGUCAGGGGGUCAGACACAGCAGAUUUUAGGAGUGGCUUUUCUUCUAGUUCUCGAGGUGCAAUGUCAUUUGCUGCUGCUGCCAUGGCUGGACUUGGAUCUGCUAAUAGCAGGGGAAUCAGGGGUAGCAGAGAUCGGCAAGGGCGUCCAUUGUUUGGUAGUUCUAAUGAUCCCCCAAAGUUAAUCUUUACUGCUGGCGGGAAACAACUGAACAGGCAGUUGACUAUUUAUCAAGCAGUUCAAAGACAAUUUGUACUAGAUGAAGAGGACGAUGAGAGAUUUGCUGGCAGUGAAUUAAUGUCAAGCGACGGAAGCAGACUGUGGGGUGACAUUUUCAUAUUAACUUAUCAGAAGGCGGAGAGCCAAACAGAUAGGGCAUCCCCAGGAGGUCAAAGUUCAAACACUUCCAGAUCUAGUAAAUCUGGGUCCGUAUCAAAUUGCAGUUCGGAUGGAAAGCUGCAUCAGACAUCUGUAUUGGAUAGUAUCUUGCAGGGAGAAUUGCCCUGUGAGCUGGAGAAAUCUAAUCCUACAUACAAUAUAUUGGCGCUAUUGCGUGUGCUGGAGGGUUUAAACCAGUUGGCACCUCGUUUGAGGGCCCAAGUGGCUACUGAUAGCUUUGCUGAGGGAAAAUUUUUGGAUCUAGAUGAGCUAGCUGUUGCCCCUGGUGCUAAGGUUCCUCUGGAGAAAUUUAUAAGCAACAAGCUUACUCCAAAAUUAGCUAGGCAGAUACAGGACGCCCUUGCGCUGUGCAGUGGGAGUCUUCCCUCAUGGUGUUACCAGUUAACCAAAGCGUGCCCUUUUCUGUUUCCAUUUGAGAUCCGAAGACAGUACUUCUAUUCAACUGCCUUCGGGUUAUCUCGUGCACUGUAUCGACUCCAGCAGCAGCAGGGUGCCGAUGGUCAUGGAUCAACAAAUGAAAGAGAGGUUAGGGUUGGAAGGCUGCAGCGCCAAAAGGUUCGUGUCUCUCGAAACCGCAUUUUGGAUUCUGCUGCUAAAGUGAUGGAGAUGUAUUCUAGCCAAAAGGCUGUACUUGAAGUUGAAUAUUUUGGUGAAGUUGGCACUGGUCUUGGUCCCACCCUUGAGUUCUAUACACUUCUAAGCCACGACUUACAAAAAGUUGGACUUCAGAUGUGGAGAUCUGGUUCCGAUCAAAUGGAAAUUGAUGGAGAGGAAAAGAAAAUGAAAAAUAGUGAAGGCAAUAUUGCUAGAGAUGGGGCACUUGUUCAUGCUCCACUUGGGUUGUUUCCUCGUCCCUGGCCUGCAAAUGCUGAAGCAUCAGAGGGUAGCCAGUUUUUUAAAGUGAUUGAAUAUUUCCGCCUUUUAGGUCGCGUAGUGGCUAAAGCCCUUCAAGAUGGACGUCUAUUAGAUUUGCCAUUAUCUGUUGCAUUUUAUAAGCUUGUUCUUGGUCAAGAUCUUGAUUUGCAUGACAUUCUUUACAUUGAUGCUGAACUUGGGAAAACUAUUCAAGAGUUGAAUGCCCUUGUUUGUCGGAAACAUCAUAUAGAAUCGAUUGGUGAUGGUUAUACUGGUACAGCUGCAAAUUUACAUUUCCGUGGAGCUCCAAUUGCAGAACUCUGCUUGGAUUUUAGCCUUCCUGGUUAUCCAGAGUACACCUUGAAACCUGGGGACGAAAUUGUUGACCUCAAUAAUCUUGCGGAGUAUAUAUCCAUGGUUGUUGAUGCCACUGUCAAGACUGGAAUAACGCGCCAACUGGAAGCCUUUAGAGCAGGGUUCAAUCAGGUUUUUGACAUCUCAUCUUUACAAAUUUUUACUCCUCAAGAAUUGGAUUAUUUGCUAUGCGGCCGAAGAGAAUUGUGGAAGACCGAGACACUAGCUGAUCAUAUAAAAUUUGAUCAUGGGUAUACUGCCAAGAGCCCCGCUAUAGUGAAUUUACUUGAAAUUAUGGGAGAGUUCACACCGGAGCAGCAGCGUGCCUUCUGUCAAUUUGUUACUGGAGCACCUAAGCUUCCACCUGGUGGACUGGCUGUUCUAAAUCCAAAAUUAACGAUUGUGAGAAAGCUGUCGUCAAAUGCAGCUAACACUACAUCCAAUGGGAACGGACCUUCAGAAACAGCAGAUGAUGACUUGCCAAGUGUGAUGACAUGUGCUAAUUACCUGAAGCUUCCUCCUUAUUCUACCAAGGAAAUUAUGUACAAGAAGCUACUCUAUGCAAUCAAUGAAGGCCAGGGAUCCUUUGAUUUAUCAUGAGUUUCUUGAACUAACCAACCCGUCCCUGUAUGUUAAUAUGAUGAAUCAGGGUUUACUUUCCAGGCUCACUUUUUGGUUGGUACUUUCCUCCUUCCUUCUCAAAUAAUGGCCUCAUUUAAGGCGCUCAUCAAAGGUUGUGACAUAGUUCACAGGUGUAGUGGGAUGUCUCAUUGGUUGUUGAGUCGAAGCGGUUGGCCACAUUUUCAAGGUGUAAAGGUGUUUACUGAGCUCGUUUAGCUGUUACAACGUGUAAAUAAAUUAGGAAAUGUUGAGUUGUUUUGCCCCCUAAUUUUUUAUGAUUCUGUUGUCAAGCCAAAUUAUUGGUAGUUCAUACAUGUAUGGGAGAUGGUAAAGGGAAUAGAAAUAAAGUAAACUUCUAUAUGCGUUAUGUGUACUUCGUUUCGUAUUAGAUCAAAAAGCUUCAUUGUAAAAUUGUUAUCCAAUUUAUUGGGGGUUACCCUUUUUAUGUUUUUUGGUAGCCACUCGUGCACAAAUUACACCAGCCAUGUAGAUGCGUGUGUUGGGUUUCAUGUUGCUUGUAUCAAAGAAUUGUUUUUGUCUCCUGUGAAACCAGGUGGUGAAAGUGUGGUGUUUUUCUA